AUGUCGUUGCAUCAUGGCUCAUGGCAUGCCCUACAGUUUGGAAGUUGUUCAGCAUUUCGGAAUGGAAAUCAAAUGACCGGGCAGAAAGAUACGUCGCCAAGCCGUCCAUGCUUAAACAUUUCGCCUAUGUGCAACCAAUGGCCCACGAAAGACCCACGCGCACGACAUACGGCAUACGUAUACAUACCCUUACAUUCUCGUUCUGAGAGGUCACGGAAUCGGUAG
This is a messenger RNA of Chondrus crispus (carragheen), 225 nucleotides long. RefSeq lists its product as hypothetical. The coding region runs from base 1 to 225 and encodes 74 amino acids. The record is from RefSeq and is a predicted model, not a curated record. The transcript has a single exon. NCBI's taxonomy places the organism in Eukaryota, Rhodophyta, Florideophyceae, Gigartinales, Gigartinaceae.